Molecule: messenger RNA, 716 nt
Organism: Gastrolobium bilobum
Lineage: Eukaryota; Viridiplantae; Streptophyta; Magnoliopsida; Fabales; Fabaceae
Product: large ribosomal subunit protein uL23-like
Exons: 4
Coding region: 114-581 (155 amino acids)
Biological process (GO): translation; ribosomal large subunit assembly
Cellular component (GO): cytosolic large ribosomal subunit; ribosome
Molecular function (GO): rRNA binding; structural constituent of ribosome
Source: RefSeq, a predicted model, not a curated record
AUAUAAAUCAGCACUACCCACUCUUCUCUUCUCCUCCAAAACCCUACCUUUGGCAGCUGCAGCAGCCAUUCCAUUUUUAAGGAGCUUGUAAGAAGUGUAGCUGAGAGUUUGCAAUGGCUCCUGCAAAGGUGGACAAUACUAAAAAGUCUGAUCCCAAGGCUCAGGCCUUGAAGACAGCCAAGGCUGUGAAAUCAGGAGGCCAAGUGUUUAAGAAGAAAGCUAAAAAGAUCCGGACCUCAGUCACAUUUCACCGGCCAAGGACAUUGAAGAAAGAAAGGAACCCCAAGUAUCCCAGAAUUAGUGCUCCACCAAGAAACAAAUUGGAUCAUUAUCAGAUUCUCAAGUUUCCUCUAACUACUGAGUCUGCAAUGAAGAAGAUUGAGGAUAACAACACCUUGGUUUUUAUUGUUGACCUUCGUGCUGAUAAAAAGAAGAUUAAAGAUGCUGUCAAGAAAAUGUAUGACAUUCAGGCCAAGAAAGUGAAUACUUUGAUCAGGCCGGAUGGAACAAAGAAAGCCUAUGUUCGGUUGACUCCAGAUUAUGAUGCCUUGGAUGUAGCCAACAAAAUUGGUAUCAUCUAAGUUGUACUGCUUGAUUUGAGCAACUAGGAUAGUUGUUAUACAUUACCCUGUAAGGGCUCCUUUGUUAUCCUUAUGUAUUAACUAUUGUGCAUUUGAUUUUUAUGAAAUUAAUUUUAUACUAGAAAUAAUCUGUGA